AUGAGUGUAGUGGUCCUGAUGAUGCUGCUGCUGCCUGCUCUGCUGAGGGGAGCACCAGAAUGCAAGGCCAGCUGCCGCCUUACCAACAUCUCCAUCACUGUGGAGAGCGAGGAAUGCGGCAGCUGCAUCACCAUCGACACCACGGCCUGCUAUGGCCUCUGCCACACACAGGGAACGAAUUACCGCAAUCCGGUGGUGCCAAAUGUUCAGAACACCUGCAACUUCAGGGAGUGGACAUACGAGACGGUCCAGCUGACGGGCUGCCCGGCGGGGGUGGACUCGUCCUUCACUUACCCCGUGGCCCUGAGCUGCGAGUGCAGCCAGUGCAACACGGACAGCACAGACUGCGGAGCUCUCAGCAUGCAGCCCAGCAGCUGCCACAUGUUCUCCCACUACUGAACAACCCACACUACCUCAGCUCUGCUACCAUCACUGCUCAAACCUUUACUUAUAGAUCUGGAUGAUGUACGGCAUCUUGCUUCUUACAUUAUAUUAGUUAUUGGGAAAUGGUUAAUAAAUCUAUCAAACGACACUUUAAAACCCGAUGAGUUGACUAAACUCAAAACUUUUGUUGUAACCAAUUACCUAAUGAAUAUUAAGUUCAUGUAAUAUAAUUUUUAAGUACAAUGAACUUAACAAAUACAUACACAUAUCUAUUUAAAAUUAAUAUUUUCCUGAACUUGUAUUUAGUCGUCUUUCUGGUUUUAUCAACUAUUUUAAACUAUAUAAAGUACUGAGAGCACAGUGAGAACACAGAGUUAUUGCAGCUCAGUAAAUGAUUGUUCUACAGCCUACAACACAGAGACCAAGUAUUUAAUCAUAUGUGAUCUAAAAGUUUACCUAAGGUAGCCCCGGGGGAAUCACUACACACUGAUGGUGAGUGUAAGUCAGAAACUGUUGGACACACCCAGUAUGCAAAUAGAUUGUGACAGAAGCCAAUGGAAAAGAAGCUGUUAAUGGCAACAGACUAAACUCAGUUAUUAUAAGUUGAUUCAUCUUAAAGAUCUCAGUUUAAGUAUAUAUGUGCCCACGAAUGUUCAACUAACUCAAAACAGUUAAGUAUUGUUUAGAAAUCUCCCAUUUUAUGUAAAACAGACUUAAAUUAUUUGAGUUCAAACAACUUAUGCGUUUACAGUGUAUAACAGUGGACAGCAUCAUAAUAAACCAUGUUCAAUCAAUUUAGCCAGAUAACUCAAGUUUAAACCAGGAUUUCUCAGUCAACAGCCAAAAUAGGGUGGUUGAAGAAAGUAGCAUUUAUCAAUUCAAGCAGAUAAUUUAAGCUCAAAGCAGCAUCUUUCAGCUAACCAGAUAACCUAAUCUUAAUGUUCUGGAGGAUAUUUAAUUAUAUAAAUCCAGGUUGUUAACAAAAACUCAAUUUCACAGAUAACAGACAGUUGGUUAACUUAACCGCAAAGAUACUCAACAAAUCAGGUUUCCUCAGUUUAAACAGAUAACCAAAUUCUAACCAGCCUGUCGAACUGGGUGUGGGAUACCUGGAUAGUUUGUAAAUCCUGUGAAACAUCACCCUAAACUUUAGACUUAUACUAUCUACAAAACCACUCAACAGAAAUGUUCCCAAGCUCUUUUUUACUAUUGCACAGGGUUAAGUUGGGCUUAGGUUAUCUGGCUAAACUGUGGAUGUCUGCUUUGUGACAUAAUUUCUAAGGGAUAGUUAAAGACCGAAGCCCAGAGGAGUACACAAAUCACGAUUUCUCAGUCAGCCAGAUAACUUAAGCCCAAAAUUUAGAAAGCAUUUGACAAAACAGGAUUUCUCGGUUAGCUAGAUAAAAUGAGACAGAAGUUUAGGAAAGAGAGAGUAUUCAAGAAAGUAGAAUUUAUUAAUUUAAACAGAUAACAUAGUUACUUAGUAAAUCACCGUUUCUUAAUUUAACCAGAUAACCCAAGUCCAAAAUCUGGCCUGUCCAAUAAGA
Molecule: messenger RNA, 1931 nt
Organism: Astyanax mexicanus (Mexican tetra)
Lineage: Eukaryota; Metazoa; Chordata; Actinopteri; Characiformes; Acestrorhamphidae
Gene: fshb
Product: follicle stimulating hormone subunit beta
Exons: 2
Coding region: 1-399 (132 amino acids)
Biological process (GO): ovulation; G protein-coupled receptor signaling pathway
Cellular component (GO): cytoplasm; extracellular region
Molecular function (GO): hormone activity
Source: RefSeq, a predicted model, not a curated record